AUGGAUCAUUUCAGAGAUCUAUCAGAAGAUGAAGUGGACCAUUCUUUCUUUGACAGUGACUUUGAAGAAUCAAAGAAAAGUGAAAGUAAUUCAGUUUUUGACAAGCAAAAUGAUUGCCCUAAAGAGAAAAUAGACAAAGAUACAGUAAAUGUAAAUUCGAAAUGUGGAAUGCAGAGAAAAGAAAAUGAUCUUGCUGAGAAAGGAAAUGAAAGGAAAGAGAAAAUUCCUUCAGAAGAACACCCUAUAGAAAAUGAUAAUACACAAACCAGAAAUUCUUUAUCAUUGACCACUUCUUCAAGAUCAGAAAAAUUGUGUGAUGCUACAACAGGACAUAAAAUACACUUGACCAUUCCAAAUAGAAUUCCCAAAAUGGUAAAAGAAGGUGAAAAUGAUUAUUAUACAGAUGAAGAGGAAAGCAGUGAUGAUGGGAAAAAACAUUAUGUCAGGUCCAAGUCAGCUAAACCAUCUACUAACAUCAAAAAAGGCAUAAGUAAAAAGUAUUCCAGAAGUAGUUCCUCUUCCUCUUUGUCCUCCUCAUCUUCAAGUUCAGGUGCAGAUUGUUCAGCUGCAGAGUCUGAUAAUUGUACACCUGAUUCAUCUCCAUCAUUAAAGAAACAUCUCUCUGGUGUAACCCACUUGUCACCAAAACAGAAAUAUAAACCAGGAAUAAAAUCAGCAGGAACACAGCCUACAAGUACUAAAUCCAAAGUCGGUGACUUCACUGAGGAAUCUGAAGAUACUGUGACAGAUGUCACUCCUUUGUCGACCCCAGACAUCAGCCCGGUUCAGUCUUUUGAACUGAGGACAUCAAGCAAUAAAAAAGUAAAAGUUAAAAGGCAAGAAAAUGUGAGUCAAGAAGUGUAUAAAAAUGUUGAGGAUUUAAAAAAUAAUUUGAAAUCAGCCAAAAAAGGGAAAGACAAACAUGGAGUAGAUCUCACCUCGAAGUCUUCAGUGUUAGAUUCCAAUUUAGACCGCAGACAUAAACAAAAAGCCAUACAUGACACAAUGGACCUGAAUCAUCUCUUGAAAGCUUUUCUGGAACUGGAUAAAAAGCGACCAGAGAAACAUCACUUAGAUCAGCCUUCAGCAGCACCUAGGAGGAACUACUCUUUCACAAGAGAGGAGGUGAGACAGAUUGAUCGGGAAAAUCAGAGGCUUUUGAAAGAACUGUCAAGGCAGGCUGAAAAACCAGGAAACAAAAAUAUGAUGCCUAGAAGAUUUAAUCAUCCCCCUAAGUUAUAUCACAGUGCUGUCAACAGACAGAAAGAACAACAAAGGAUUGAAAGAGAAAAUUUGGCUUUCUUGAAGAGACUUGAAGCCGUGAAACCAACAGUUGGCAUGAAACGCUCAGAUCAGCUAAUGGACUAUCAUCGCAACAUGGGUUAUCUCAACUCAUCACCAUCCUUAAGACGAGCAAAAUCGACUCUCAGCCAGUAUAGCUCAUUAAGAGGCGCUUCCAGGACAUCUAGUGCUACGAGUGCUCUCAGCUGUAAGAGUGAGGGAGCAGUUUUUGACAAAGCCAGUGGCCUGUUGCUAAGACCUAAGCCCCCUAAUGUUCGUACAGCUUGGUUAUAA
This is a messenger RNA of Pipistrellus nathusii (Nathusius's pipistrelle), 1575 nucleotides long. The record is from the annotation of a GenBank genome assembly. Lineage: Eukaryota; Metazoa; Chordata; Mammalia; Chiroptera; Vespertilionidae.